AUGUCGGCGCUGCGUCUGAUUCUGAUGAUUGGGCUUCUUUGGCUACCACUCGAUGCCAUGGCUUCGGACUACAACAUACCAGAUGGGUGGAAGAAUACGGUGUCCAACGUUAGUCGGGCUGAGCGCCUCAGUACCGCCGAGGGCAUUGCCAGCGAGCUUCGACAUAGGGUUGAUCCGUCGCUGGGAUACCCCGCAGAUUCGGUCGACAAUGAAACAAUAUGGGCCAUGGUCAUAAAGCUCGCUGAUCAGGAUCGGAUUAGCGGGAACACCAACUUCAUGGACCCCGUCGUAAACAACACGCUACAGCUCUUCGAAUUCGGGAACGCAGACGAUGAUAGUUAUAAGGCCAACAACAUCGACAAUGCUGGGUUUGGCUUCGCAGAGAUUGUUGCUUAUCAGGCAUAUCGUGAUGCGUCUCGCCUGGCGGCGGCCCAGAAGGUGUUUGAUCUUGUGUACUCCGACUUUGUAACAGUUUCCGGGGCCCGGACGGGUAAAUAUCCGCGGCCAUUCAACACAGUUUGCGGACAGACACUCGGAGGCAUGAUUUUCAAUGGCCACUUGGAUUUGAACGAUAUUUCUGUUCGCAGCUCUUCAAUGUCUCCUUGGAUAGCCCUUUGCGCACAUCUAUACGAACACACGCAAAACUCGACAUACCUGACUGCUGCACAAGCAUCGAUACAAUUCAUGCAAGCAUACUUGAUCAGACUCGACGAUGCAGGACUAAGUAUCGGAGUAACGUUCAAUGUUACUACUACCUGCACCACCGACUCUGAAGGCGUUGCGGAUAACUUUUCACCAUAUAUGGAAGGGUUGAGCAUCAUUGCAAACCUCACUGCAAAUCAAGCAUACGGCCAAUUGUGGUUGAAAUCCCUUGUUCCGGCCGUUCUAUCCUUCCGCGAUUGGCAUAGCAGCGAUGGUAUUCUUACAGAGGAUACGACCACAUACCCUUCGAAAUGGACGUUGAUGCGCGGUCUCCUAGAAGUCAGGCUGAGAAACCCUUCGAACACCGACUUGUGUACUCUCAUCGAUAGCUAUAUAACUGUUCAGUUCAACGCUGUCAGAACAAACGCGAACAUUGGAAGCAAUGACUAUGCGGUAUCCUGGCACGGCGGGGGCUCCUCGCAAUAUAGCACAGUAGGCAAUGUGGAGGCUUUGGCUGUGCUGAGCGCUGCAAGCGCGAUAGCGCCUGCAAACGCGUCUCAGCCGAGUACCGGAUCGUCGUCCGCCACCCCGUCACCAUCGGCUGCAUCGCCGUCACCGAACACGACAUCACACCCUCGCCAUCACGUGCCCGUACGCGUAAUUGCCGGCGCUGCAGCAGGUGGCACAGUGGCCGUUGGAAUCUUUACCUUGAUCAUUUGCAUGCAUCGGCGCCGUAGGGGACGGAAGCGCAAGAUGCUACUUCACUCUACCGGGAUCGACACUGCGAAAGAGAGCGCCGCGGACAGGUUGAUGCCCGAUCCAUUCAUUCAGCGGACGCCUCUGUAUGCUCAAUCAAUGUCGUCACCGAGGAAAGGGGACCUUCGUCGCCCUGUAACGUUCUCCGAACAAACCGUUCAUGGCGAUUCGUGGCGUCCUCCGUCUGAUCGUGUCGAUGUCGAUGUCAAUGCUCACGAUCCGACGAGCGCGCGCGAGCACGAGAUCAGGCCGGCCGACGGCCAGCCCGACGCCUGGCAUGAUAUGGAGAGAAGGUUGGAGACGAGGUUACUGAACAACCUGAUUCGAACAUUCGCGGGACACGGAGAGACGGAGAGCAACCCCCCGGAGUACGAUGGACCUCGGAGUUGA
This is a messenger RNA of Peniophora sp. CBMAI 1063, 1788 nucleotides long. The record is from the annotation of a GenBank genome assembly. Lineage: Eukaryota; Fungi; Basidiomycota; Agaricomycetes; Russulales; Peniophoraceae.